Acytostelium subglobosum LB1 is the source of this 657-nucleotide messenger RNA. RefSeq lists its product as hypothetical. The coding region runs from base 1 to 657 and encodes 218 amino acids. The record is from RefSeq and is a predicted model, not a curated record. Lineage: Eukaryota; Evosea; Eumycetozoa; Acytosteliales; Acytosteliaceae. The transcript is spliced from 3 exons.
AUGAUAUCAUCAUUUAUCUAUAUCUUAUUGUUGGGAUUAUCCCUGAAUUUUAUUAAUGGACAGGAAAUAUCCUCCAUUUAUUAUCUUCCAAAUGGAAGGGCAUCUGUGAAUGGAACUGGCCUCUCAUCAGUGUCCAAUGUGUUUGUGAGACAACAUUUGAAUGGUGGAGGUGAGAUCUUGAGAAACUUGACCAUCAUGAACAAGACUGAUGUGAAUAUUCUCGUUGGAUUCAAUCAGACCAUAUCUGUGUUCAAUGGUGAGAUAGACCUUUGUGAUGCCUCAAAUAAUUGUACAACAUAUCAAUGGAAUCCUGUCAUUAUUACAUCAGUCAACUCAAUACCAACUGAAGGAGGUGUGAUCUCAGUAUCUGGAGAGUACCUUCUGCAAAGCAACUAUUCAACUCCAAACACUUUGGAGUUUGGCUCAUUCAUCAUUCUCAAUGAGACUCGAUCAAAUAACAAUGGUACAAUCAGCAUGUACAACAUGACAACAAGCAAUGCCGAGAUGAUCCCAACAAGAUCCACCAAUAUCUUGAUAACAAUCAGGGGUACACAAUAUCAACAAUUGAUGAACUUCAAAGAUUGGACUGGUUCCAACAACAACUUGUCAUCAAUGGAAGUAGUUUUGGAUCAACGAAGGAUGAUAUCAGUGUCAUGA